AUGACGAGGCCGUCAAUUAUUCGUGCCGACACCCUCGACCUUCAGGAUCACGUUGCACCGUCGGCAAAGGACCACCACUCCAACCACUCUCACCUCUCCGAUACGCUGCCUGGCGCUCCGGGCCUGUCAAUUGCUCCUCACCAGGCCGAGACACUUCGUGACGUCGCUCUAGAGACUGCCGCAGCCGAGGCACAUAGCCCGAGGGUGUCUUGGGCCAACGGAAAAGCCGACGACGAUACCAGUGACUUGCUUCAACAGUACGCUGACGACCAUCCAGCUGCAGCCAAGCACGACGUCGCCGAAGGUAGCCUGGAUAUCGAAAUGUAUCACCACGAACAGCAAGACGCCUUAGCCAUUGCGCAAAAUGGCGGCGUCUCAUCGGCAGAUGAAGAUGACCUUGACGCCGACGCCGACGAUUUAGAUGAUGAUAUGGUGGACAAGAUUUCCAGUUCUCCCUCUAUAGAAGACGGUGCGUUGAACCCUGUUGAAAUGCCAGCGGCUUGGCCGCGGCGUGAGUCCUCGCUCACGUCACUUACCCGACAAUUGGAUAUUGCGAACAUGCCACUCGAAAUGGUUGAGCCAGUAACCGUAGGCUGCGUCAAUCCCGAGCAGGCUCUCCCCGUUCCUGAGACAAGUGUAUCACAAUGCAGCAAAUCCGAGUCUGUUGCUGAGUGGCAACAUCGUGAGGACGAAUGCUUACUUGAAACAGAGGAUAUCGACUUUGAGUUCGUUUAUGCUCUCCACACCUUCGUCGCUACCGUGGAAGGCCAAGCGAAUGCCACCAAGGGCGACACAAUGGUACUUUUGGAUGAUAGCAAUAGUUACUGGUGGCUGGUGCGAGUAGUCAAGGAUAGCAGCAUCGGUUAUCUUCCUGCUGAGCACAUAGAAACGCCCACUGAACGACUAGCACGGUUAAACAAACAUAGAAAUAUUGAUCUUUCUGCAACUAUGCUCGGUGACCAGGCACAAAGCAAAAAGAGCUCAUUCAAAUCCAUGCGAAGGAGACGGAAAACGGUGACAUUUGCAGAUCCCACCUAUGUUGAUUAUUCCGACUUCGAUUACUCCACAGAUGAUGAAGAUAUCGAAGAGUUGUUCGGCUCCCAGACGAAUACACAGCAUCAAAAAGAGCAACAACAAGAUAAGCAAAAUGGCGCGGAAGAUGCCAUUACGGAUGAGACUGCAAAGGUUGAACCUCUUAAAACUCGGCCAUCGAAUGAGGAAAAGGUUGCGACGGAGUCCGUCAAGGACGUACGGACAGAUGAUGACGAUACAAGGAGCAGCGAGGAAUCCAUUGACGAAAAGCCUGAAGGUCCCAGUCGGUCGAGGAACGGAACUGUCAGAAACACUGAUUCGUUCUUCAAAGAUGAGAGUGUGGAAACUAAGAAAAUUACUCUUACUCCGAAUCUCCUGCGCGACGACAAUACACCAAGACAAUCCAGUGACUCAACUACUAAGGAUGCUAGAUCAGGGUCAAGCUUGGACAAGAUGGACCGGGAACUAGUUUCCGACAAGGAAAAGAAGAAAAUGAAGGACAAGGAUAAGAAGGACAAGGAUAAGAAGCCUGGCGGUCUUCGGGGUUUCUUCUCAAGAAAAGAUAAAAAGAAAACUUCUGAAGAUGAUGAUGAGUCGUUCGGCAAGCGAUCCAUGGAUAUUAUGUCUGAAUCACGAGAUAGCGAAGACCGCUCUCUGGAGGAACCGUUAUCGCCAGACCGCGCAGCAUCUCAGAGACAACCCUCCAAGCUUCAAAAGUCUGCGCCUAGCAACAAGGCAGCAGGGGUUGUUCAGAAAUCGGUUGAACUUUCGUCAUAUCUUGCUGAAGGUAGAACAAACGAUGUCUCAAGCGUUCCACCAGCAUCUAUGCGGCUUGUCGACCCUGACACGAAUGAAGCGCAAGACGAGCCGGUAAACCAGACACAGACUCAAGACGCUUCUAGGGAGCGGUCAGCAUCAUCGGCUGGUCAGAAAGAGGAAAAGUCAGUCAUGUCUAAACUUGUGCCUUCCCGAAGCGCUGGUGACCCCAAACCGCAAAAGACAGUAAAGGCCAAGAUGCGCAUGGAACUUGAUACAUCUGACAGCUCCGAGCUUGAAGAAGCUCCCACGGUGCGACCAAAUGCGGCUUCUGGUGCACUUGCAGAACCGGAACAUCAAAAUCAGACCGACCAACCCACAAGAUCUCGUGUUGACAACUCUCAAACCCCUACGACGGCCGGAGCUGCUCGCGCCCAGCAAAGCCCCAUAGAUCAAACUCUCGAGAGAAAUGGGUCGUCUUCGCCUGCCAAUGCAUCCAAUCCACCUGCGCUCAUGGUCGAUACUUCGUCGCCGGAAGGCGAUUUGCCAGAAGCUUCGCCAUCGCCAGAGCCUGAAGAGACUGUUGAUGAUGUUGCUAGAGAAAGCAGCUCCGCCAGCAGUGGAAAGGAGGGGGCAUGGGAUGACACAAAGCUUCGGGCCUUCUUUGAUGAAAGCGACCACAUUCGGGACCUCCUGGCGGUUGUGUAUGAUAAAACAAAUGUUGAACCGGCAGGAAUUGACCAUCCUGUCGUCGGCGGACUCUUCCGAGAACAAAAUGCCAAACUGGCAGAAAUUACGACUCAACUUGACAAUAUGCUCGGAGAUUGGCUUGCCAGAAAGCAGCGUCUUCGCGGCACCAUUUAA
This is a messenger RNA of Metarhizium brunneum ARSEF 3297, 2652 nucleotides long. It is a transcript of the gene tea4, whose product is annotated as Tip elongation aberrant protein Tea4. Gene Ontology annotation, biological process: establishment or maintenance of actin cytoskeleton polarity; intracellular protein localization. Gene Ontology annotation, cellular component: microtubule cytoskeleton; cell tip. The record is from RefSeq and is a predicted model, not a curated record. Gene Ontology annotation, molecular function: protein binding. NCBI's taxonomy places the organism in Eukaryota, Fungi, Ascomycota, Sordariomycetes, Hypocreales, Clavicipitaceae.